AUGAUCUCUUCCGUCUCUGCCGCGCUGGCGCUGGCGUCUGUGAGCAGCGUCCUCGCUGUUCCUAUCAACAACAACGUCACGCCGUUGGUGUCGCGUGCUACCGCACCAACCCCGGCAUUCGUCGUCUACUCUGACAGAUUCAUUUCUGGAGACGUCCUUCCUACCGCCGACCAGCUUGCGGGCUGGAACGUCGUCGCACUCUCAUUCCUUACCUUGAACGGCCCAUUCGACCAAGCCGCGGCUUACGCUCUACUCCCUGCUGAAACUCGUGCCGCCAAGAAGGCUGAAUACGCUGCGGCCGGCAUCAACAUCAUCGUCUCUGCCUUCGGCGAGACCGACAAACCGACGACCGCCGGCGCCGACCCCGUCGGAACCGCCAACACCAUGGCGCAGUUUGUGGUCACCAACCAGCUUGACGGCAUCGACGUCGACUACGAGGACCUCGACGCGAUGAACAGGGGCGACGGCGCGGCGGAGCAGUGGGUCACCACUUUCACGCAAACCCUUCGCCAGACCCUGCCCCAGGGCCAGUUCAUCCUGACGCACGCGCCACUCGCCCCCUGGUUGUCGCCCAACCAGCAGUUCGCUGCGGGCGCGUACCUCACGAUCCACAAGAACGUCGGGUCCAUGAUUGAUUGGUACAACAUUCAAUUCUACAACCAGGGCCUGUACACCGAUUGCGAGGGCCUCCUGAACACCGCAGGUGGUCCCUUCCCUGGGUCCUCCCUGUUCGAGAUCGCCAACAACGGCGUCGACCUCAACAAGCUCGUCAUCGGCAAGCCUGGCGGAGCCAGCGAUGCCACGAACGGCUUCAUCGACCCGUUCACGCUCGGCACGUGCGUGGACCAGGCAAAGGCAAAGGGUUGGAACGGCGGUGUCAUGGCCUUCCAGUUCCCGAACGCCGACGCCGCCUGGAUCAAGGCGGCCAAGGGUACUUCCUUCGCUUGA
This is a messenger RNA of Trametes versicolor FP-101664 SS1, 948 nucleotides long. Its product is annotated as chitinase. NCBI's taxonomy places the organism in Eukaryota, Fungi, Basidiomycota, Agaricomycetes, Polyporales, Polyporaceae. The transcript has 5 exons. Bases 1 to 948 code for a protein of 315 amino acids. Gene Ontology annotation, molecular function: hydrolase activity, hydrolyzing O-glycosyl compounds. The record is from RefSeq and is a predicted model, not a curated record. Gene Ontology annotation, biological process: carbohydrate metabolic process.